AUGCCUCCCUUCCGCAACUUUCUGGCUCGAAAGCCCCAAGCCAACGGCACGGGCCCAGAUGGCUUCGACGAGGCUGAUCUAUCGCCCAGCUCACAAUCGUCUCCUGUCGCGAUCCGACGCAGUGAAGAUCAACAGCCGCCGGAGUAUAAAAUGAGUGUCGUGAAUGACAGCGGCGUCUAUCUUCCGCCGUCUCCACCUGAGAAGCAAAGCUUCUGGAGUCGUCAGACUGGAUCGAAACGCACAACCAAUCAUCGGGAUCUCGUCGAUAAUAAUGAGCCUUUCUCGAUAUCACGCGAGUCCUUCGACUCUUAUCGUCGCUCUUUUGAUAUUUCGGCGCGUUCCCCAGUGACACACUCGGAUGCAGCACCAUCGCGCACUUCACUCGACUCCCGCUUCUCCCGCAUCACAUCGCCAGCGACUCAAUCUACGAGUUUCGAGAAGCCCGAACCAAUGGAAGAGGAGGUCUUCGAAGACGUCGGAUUGACCGACGAGAACAAACCGAAGAAGAAGGGGUUCCUAUCCCGAUUCGGCGAUUCCUCCGAUGCGUCGUCACCAAACAGCAAAACGUCUACUCCCUUUGGAUUCCACAUCCCCGGUACCAGAAAACGCGGCCAAAGCGGGGUUGGGUCGGAGUUGAAUCCCAUACAACCAUCGACUCCAGUGCCACAGGCUUCGACUGGGAAUGAGUAG
Molecule: messenger RNA, 690 nt
Organism: Penicillium chermesinum
Lineage: Eukaryota; Fungi; Ascomycota; Eurotiomycetes; Eurotiales; Aspergillaceae
Exons: 4
Coding region: 1-690 (229 amino acids)
Source: RefSeq, a predicted model, not a curated record